AUGUCCGGCCCGCGCCUCGCGCCCUGCGCGAACGCGUCCUCCUCCUCCUCCUCUUCCUCCUCCUCACCGGAGCUCAACGGGACGCGCGAGGCGCUUCUCAGCGCUCCCGCUGACUACGACGACGAGGAGUUCGUGCGCUACCUCUGGAAGGAGUAUCUGCAUCCCAAGGAGUACGAGUGGGCGCUCAUCGCCGGCUACAUCGUCGUCUUCAUCGUGGCGCUCGUCGGCAACGUCCUGGUUUGUAUUGCAGUGUGGAAGAAUCAUCACAUGCGGACAGUUACCAACUAUUUCAUAGUAAAUCUGUCCCUGGCUGACAUUCUGGUCACAAUUACCUGUCUUCCAGCGACUUUAGUAGUGGACAUCACAGAAACUUGGUUCUUUGGACAGCUGCUCUGCAAAGUGAUUCCCUACUUUCAGACAGUUUCAGUCUCUGUGUCUGUCCUAACACUGAGCUGCAUUGCUUUGGAUCGAUGGUAUGCAAUUUGUCACCCUUUGAUGUUUAAAAGCACAGCCAAGCGGGCAAGGAACAGCAUUAUAAUUAUCUGGAUUGUGUCCUGCAUCAUAAUGAUUCCUCAAGCUAUUGUUAUGGAGUGCAGCAGUGUGUUCCCAGGACUAGCCAAUAAAACCACCUUAUUCACAGUGUGUGAUGAGCACUGGGGAGCUGAAGUUUACCCCAAAAUGUAUCACACAUGUUUUUUUCUGGUGACAUACAUGGCCCCACUGUGUCUUAUGGUGUUGGCCUAUUUGCAAAUAUUUCGAAAGCUGUGGUGUCGCCAGAUACCAGGAACUUCUUCUGUUGUUCAGAAAAAAUGGAAACCUCUGCAGUCCUCAGCACUGCCCCGAGGGACGGGACAAUCAACAAAGUCAAAGAUUAGUGCUGUGGCAGCUGAAAUAAAACAGAUUCGUGCAAGAAGGAAAACAGCACGUAUGCUAAUGGUUGUCCUCCUGGUUUUUGCACUUUGCUAUUUACCAAUUAGCAUCCUCAAUGUUUUAAAAAGGGUAUUUGGGAUGUUUAAUCAUGCUGAUGACAGAGAAACUGUAUAUGCCUGGUUCACAUUUUCACACUGGCUUGUAUAUGCAAACAGUGCAGCCAAUCCUAUUAUUUAUAACUUCCUCAGUGGGAAAUUUAGAGAAGAAUUUAAGGCAGCAUUUUCUUGUUGCUUCUUUGGUAUUCGCCAUAACCAUGACGACCGGCUUACCAGAGGUCGUGCCAGUACAGAGAGUCGAAAAUCCUUGACCACACAGAUCAGCAAUUUUGAUAAUGCUUCAAAACUUUCAGAACAUGUUGUGUUGACCAACAUAAACACAAUUCCAGCAAAUGGUAUCACAGCUACACUGAGCCCAUUGAAAUCAGUGGAACUUCAUCUCCACAUACCAGGGAUGAGUAUGACUUCAAAUUUAGAUGAAGCAGCAAGAGUUUCUGCAGAAGACACUGGCACAGUGGAGAAUGCCAAGUGGGACAAAUUAAUCCCUAACAAAACUAAACUUACCUCAAUGGAAUUACAGCAAGGCUGACUUUGGCCAAAUACUUUUAAGAUCACCUGAAAAUGACAUAUUUUUAACUGUGUUGCAGACCACAGCAACAGGAUAAAGGGAUUCCUUCAGAACAACUGCCUCUUCUUUUUCUUCUCAGUCUUACGGAAACCUACUUACCUCAGUAUGAGCUAAAGAACACAUCUUUACAAGUCUUUUUAAGGAUUGAAUUGUACCAUACUUUGUAAAUAUUGUAGAUAUUUAUUUUUAUACAUUUUAGAUGCUGUGGAAUGUUCUAAUUUGUAUCAUACAAAGAACUGUAAUCAUUUGAAAGCAGUCUCAAACAUCAUCUAUUUAUAUCCUGUUUCUAUUAAUGAGCGACUUAUUUGCAAGGAAUGCUUACUUAUGCACUAGUGAUAUUCUG
This is a messenger RNA of Tinamus guttatus (white-throated tinamou), 1897 nucleotides long. RefSeq names its product hypocretin receptor 2 (gene HCRTR2). NCBI's taxonomy places the organism in Eukaryota, Metazoa, Chordata, Aves, Tinamiformes, Tinamidae. Gene Ontology annotation, cellular component: plasma membrane. The record is from RefSeq and is a predicted model, not a curated record. Gene Ontology annotation, biological process: circadian sleep/wake cycle process; feeding behavior; G protein-coupled receptor signaling pathway. Gene Ontology annotation, molecular function: orexin receptor activity.